Molecule: messenger RNA, 3146 nt
Organism: Thamnophis elegans (Western terrestrial garter snake)
Lineage: Eukaryota; Metazoa; Chordata; Lepidosauria; Squamata; Natricidae
Gene: TAX1BP1
Product: Tax1 binding protein 1
Exons: 18
Coding region: 206-2653 (815 amino acids)
Biological process (GO): negative regulation of apoptotic process
Source: RefSeq, a predicted model, not a curated record
GUUUUGAAGCGGAGCGUUGUCUUGGAGAGGUUACAUUGGAGAAAGGUCACGUACAAAGCAAAAGGAUUUGUAGAUUUGCGGAUUAACCAACACGGGAAUUUAGGCCGUGUGCACUUCCGAAAGGUCUCAGCAAGUAGGCGCCCCUUACUCUGCCCCUUGCUUGGAAUCCCGUCAAAUUCCGUUCCUGAGAGCGAGACGAGCAAUUAUGUCAUCUUUUCAAGAGGCUUCAUCUUCAAAUACCCUCCAGACUUCAAAUUUUGCACAUGUUAUCUUUCAAAAUGUAGCAAAAAGUUAUCUUCCUAAUGUGUACCUUGAGUGCCAUUACACUCUGACACCCUAUAUACAUCCUCACCAAAAAGAUUGGGUUGGUAUUUUCAAGGUUGGCUGGAGUACUGCACGAGAUUAUUACACAUUUCUUUGGUCACCUAUGCCUGAAAAUUAUGUGGAAGGUUCAACAAUUAAUUGUGUAUUAUCUUUCCAAGGGUACUACCUCCCAAAUGAUGAUGGAGAAUUUUACCAAUUCUGUUAUGUGACACAUAAAGGAGAAAUACGCGGUGCAAGCACCCCUUUCCAAUUUCGAACAUCGUCUCCAGUUGAAGAAUUGUUAACAAUGGAAGAUGAAGGAAAUUCUGAUAUGUUGGUAGUGACUACAAAAGCUGGACUUCUUGAGUUCAAAAUUGAAAAAAUUCUGAAAGAAAAAGAAGAACUACUAAAAGUAACUACAUCACUUGAAAAAGAAACUGUGCAACUUAGAGAUCAAGUUGAAAGACUAGAAAAAGAACUUGUGUAUGAGAAAGAAAGAUGUGAUAAGCUGGAAGCAGAGCAAAAGGAUGGUUUUGAAGCUGCAGAAACCCUUAAAGCUGAAAAUGAAAAACUCAAGAAAAAAUAUGAAGAAGCUACUUCCAAAGUUAUUCAGCUUGAAGAAGACAUCAUGAUUGUCACUCAGAAAGCUAUUAUAAAGGAAACAGAAUUAGAUAGUUUGAAAGAUAAACUCAAGAAAGUAGUCUUGGAAAAGGAACAGUUUGAAUGCCAGUUAAAAACAGAAAAGGAUGAAAAGGAACUUUACAAGAUACACUUGAAGAAUACAGAAGUUGAAAAUUGUAAAUUAGCAUCUGAAAUCCAGACACUUAAGAAUUUGGAUGGAAACAAAGAAAACCUUAUAGCAUAUUAUAAAGAAGAGAUUGGCAGGUUACAACUGUGUGUGACUGAAAAAGAAAAACUGAAGAAAGCUUUCCUGCUUACUUCAUCAAAUAAGGAAGAGUCAAGUUUUUUAAAAGAGCAGCUUCGGAAAGCUGAAGAUCAAAUUCAGGCAAGCAGGCAGGAAGUUAUUUUCAUGUCCAAAGAACUAAGUGAUGCGGUAAAUGUGCGUGAUAAAACAAUGGCAGAUCUUCAUACUGCUCGACUUGAAAAUGAUAACUUGAAAAAACAAUUGAAUGAUGCAGUAGCUGAACUAAAAAAAAUCUCUCCUGUGAACAAUGAACAGGGAACAUCAAAUGUUGCAGAGAGAGAACUACGCAGAGAAGUUGAAGAUUUAAAGCUCCGUCUACAGAUGGCUGCUGAUCAUUACAAGGAAAAGUUUAAAGAAUGCCAGAAGUUGCAAAAACAAGUCAAUAAAUAUAUUAACCAUAAAACUUCAGGGGAUCAACUGAAUUUGACAGAUGGCUCAAAAAAGGAAAUUUCUACGGUCGAAGCUGGUGAUAAAACAUUGCCCACAUCUCCAGUUAGCAUCAUUUCAUCUGAUACAGUUUUGGAGUUUUCAGAAAAGGAACAAGAUCAUGAAAAGAAUAAAGAAAUUUCUGACAGAACAGUGAAAUUUAUGAAAUGCAAGCCGAUGCUGUCAGAUGAGAAAUUGAAAUGUACAAUGUAUGCUGAUGAACUGGCCAAAUUGGAACUGAAAUGGAAGGAGCAAGUGAAAAUUAGUGAGAGUGUGAAGGAACAACUAGCUGUGGUGAAAGACCAGUAUCUAAUGCAGUUGGCUGAAAAAGACAAAAAAAUAGAUGAAUUGACAUCUCACCUAGGAGUUCACAACAAUGAGAAGAAACCUGGAAGGAGACCAGAAAAUCAAACAGAAAGGAUCAAGGAAGGACAGAUUUCUCAGCAGGCACUACAUUUUCUCAAUCCAGAUCUUAAUUCUGAAGAUAAUGGGCAGAUUCCUGCUACAUUACCUAGUAUACCACUUCUGCACUAUGGAAAUCCCUACACAAGCCAGGAAACUAGAGGUGGAGCAGAUGAUGCUUUUUAUCCUGAUGACAUCCAGAGGCCACCCAUGAGAACAGCCUCUUGGGACCUUGAAGAUAAUGUGGUUUGCAGUCAGCCUGCUCGUAAUUUCAGUCGCCCUGAGGGUUUAGAAGAUCUUGAGGAUAAUAACGUUGAUGAAGCAAGUGCACCUUCAGCUCCAGAUCCAUCAGAACCGCACUUACGUGAACGUGGGACAGGCUUUUGUUUUGAUUCUAGUUUUGUGCACAUCAAGAAAUGUCCACUCUGUGAAGUGAUGUUUCCUCCUAACUACGAUCAAAGCAAGUUUGAAGAACAUGUUGAAAGUCACUGGAAGGUGUGUCCAAUGUGCCGUGAACAGUUUCCUCCUGAUUUUGACCAGCAAACCUUUGAAAACCAUGUUCAAACACACUUUGAUCAUGUUUUAAAUUUUGAUUAGGUUGGGGUAUCAUUAUGCAUUAUAACAGGUGACGGUUGCUUAAGGUAUCUCAAACAAGGGAAUGCUUCAUGAAUGAUGUAAGCUUAGAAAAUUAGUGAUCAGCAUUGCAGUUGAUUAGAAUAAAUAUUUGGCCUAUUCCUCAAUCUAGCAUAUAGCCAAAUAUGUUGUAUCUAUCAAUAGUUAUUCCUUGGCUAACAAUUCAUAAACAUAGAAAAUUUGCAGACGUCUCCAGAAUUCAAUUUGUGGUGGGAUGACAGUUUUCCUCUUGCUUGUUCUAACAUAUUAAAGUUCAUUUCUCAAUAGAAUGAUGUUUUUGAAUAAUUUUAUGUACAUCUUUCUGCAAUGUGGGUUUUUCAUCUGUUGCAAAUACAUAGUUGUGUUGUGAUUAAAUGUUUUGCAGAAAAGCCUUACAAUAGUAUUCACCUUUAUUAUUAUCCCAAUUUUAAAACGUCCAAUAUACUACUACAACUAUAAAAAUUACUGCAUUUAGAGC